AUGAUCGAUCAAUAUUCAUCAAUAACGACUAAACAAGUUUUAACGGAUCCACUUGUUAAUACAUUAGUUAGUUCCUGCAUGACACCACAACAAUAUACAUCUUCUUCAUCGGAUUCUCUAGCGAUGAAAGCACAUCAUGUCUUGGUACUAGAAGAUUUAAAAACAUUACCAAGAUUUACAGGUGAAGAAUCACAAUCGAUCAGUUCAUGGUUAGAAGAAAUCGAACUUGUAUAUGAUAAAGCGUUUAUUACAGAUAAUGAUAAAAGUUACCGUACAUUAAAAUUAUUGUCGAAUAUUGAUGAUAAAUGGUUGGAAUUUAUUCGUCGUCAAAAAUUAGAUUGGAACGACCUCAAACGGAAAUUAAUUAGCCGAUUCGAAAGAAAGAAGGAACCGUCACGUAUUGAAUUGGAAGAUGCUAUUCGAAAUCGAUGUUACCAUGAUAAUGAACCUAUGCAUCAUUAUUAUUCUGAUAUCAUGCGACAAUGUGAUUUAUUGGAGGAAGAAUAUCCAGUUUCAGAUCGUCAUCGUAUUGAUUAUAUAAUUCGAGGUCUACCCGAUAGUAUUCAGGAUCAAUUAUUAAUUAGAGAAUAUUCAACACCAAAAGAAUUAUUAGAAGUAUUGCAAAAAAUUGAAGAACGCCGAAAACGGACAAAUUUCGAACAACAUGUUACUAGUAUAGAUGAGAAUGCUCUAUUACCAAUAGCAAGGGCAACACCAAUGUUACAAACAACAUUUCUACCAACAAACAACUUUCAAUCAAAUACACCUUUCGUUCAACAAUCUAAAAGAUACGGUAAUAAUACAUUUCAUAAUAAUCAAUUACAACAGUAUCGUCCACCUUCACGCUCAUCAUCAAAUUAUAACCAACAACGUACUCGACAACAGCGACCGAUUCAAUGUCAGGAGUCACGUAGUGAUGGGCGUGCUCUCCAAAGCAAUAAAUUAAAACCACCACAACAUCUUCAAUCAUCAUUAAAAUCUAAAUCUAAUAAAUGUUUUACGGAUA
Messenger RNA from Rotaria sordida, 1006 nucleotides. The record is from the annotation of a GenBank genome assembly. Lineage: Eukaryota; Metazoa; Rotifera; Eurotatoria; Philodinida; Philodinidae.